Pediculus humanus corporis (human body louse) is the source of this 156-nucleotide messenger RNA. RefSeq lists its product as uncharacterized. NCBI's taxonomy places the organism in Eukaryota, Metazoa, Arthropoda, Insecta, Psocodea, Pediculidae. The record is from RefSeq and is a predicted model, not a curated record. The coding region runs from base 1 to 156 and encodes 51 amino acids. The transcript has a single exon.
AUGUUGCUGCAGCAGGGGCAAAAUGGGAGCCCCGCGCUGGCUUCCUCGGCCUCGAAAGAUUCCGGGGUUGAUCCAUUAGAAGAAAUACAACAGAGAUUAAAACCUGGAUGGUCGGUACAUUUGACACACGACAAUCGAUUGUUUUAUUGCAAGUAA